AUGUUUGGAGUAUACUUCCCCGACGACCUUCCGUCGCCUUCAUCUCGGGGAUCAAUAUACUACCAGCGAUCCUCUACUUCGUAUACACCGGGUGAACAUGCCAGUCCAUCAGAUAACGUAUGGGUCGACACAAGCUUCAUGAGCGAUUGCAACUACGAUCGUCCCGGUGGCACACAAGAUGAAGACGAAGAAGCGGAAGAACAUAGAAAGGAGUGGAACGAUUAUGCUAAUAGAAUGCUUCAACUACGAGGAAACGACUCCAUAGAUGAUGGUAUAAACAUGGUCUUUGGGGAAGAGGUAGAGGGGAUGGAGGAUGACUGGAGUGACGAAAGCGACUCCGAUGACGAAGAAGACGGCCUCAUACACACAGACAGGAAGAUCUUGAGCCAUACGAGAUUACCUGGUCAAGUCCCAGGGUUGAGUAUCCAGCGACCAGUGUUCUCGCUUAGUUGGCAGAAGCAAACAGAAGCAAGGGAAACAGACGAGACGAAGGGCGACGCUACAUCACAUGAGUUUGAAGACGAAGAGGUGGAACAAGCAAUGCGAGAGAUGACUCCCGAAGCGAUGGAGCUUUCUGUAAAGUCAGCAGCAAAUAUUGAUAUGCCAACGGUUGCCAGUAGCAGAGCGGAGGAGAUGGGAGUGGUGCCGCCGGCCGAACCGGAGACCCAAGUAUCUCCUCGUCGCAGGAGUCACGAAGAGUUCAAUGAAUUUGGAGAGAUAAAGGAAGAGGAUAGUCCAACACAUAUACCUUUUGCCAGCUUCCUCAUUUGGCGCUCAAAUAGUCCUCCUGCGCUUAUCCCAUCGAUCAGUACACUUACAUAUACGUGCCUCACGAAACAAAAAAAUGAGCUGCCAAGAUUCAGCGGCGCCAUAGUUACACUGUUCCAGAGCUGGCUCAGUGGACAAGGUAAUCUCGAAGGCCUCCAUAACCAGAUGUUAGAAAUUGACGGUCACAGCAACGAUCAGUUCGCAGGUCAAGUGCACCGCGGGCGACUUUUCACCAUUUGGGUGAUGCUAUGUGGAUUCGAUCGGGAAUACUGCCAGGCCAAGAGGAGUGAUGCAACAACGAAGCCCAAGGUCAAGAGAACGGUCGAUAGGGGUACAGGCUACGACCAGAGUCACUUGAGCAUGCAGGAGAUGUUUGGUAGCAGGGAAUUUGAAGGCCGAGGUAGACAUCGAGCUUUGGACACGGAAAGGCAAAGAGACAGGUUUUACGAGAAUCUGUUCACCUUCCUCGCAGUGUUGUGUCCCAGUCCCGAUCACAACAAGCCAGACACCACGCGUUUCGAUGUCGACCCACCCAAGGCCGUCUUAUCGAUGUUGAUUAACAGCAAAGUUCUCGAUAAAGCCGCGGAGCUACUCCGAAACGACAGUUUGGACAAUGUGACCAAGAGAAAGAGCCUUUACAUGGCUUUCUUUGGCUUCCUCCGCAAUGUCGGAGUCCACAAACUAUCAAAACAGGCUGUCAUGUUCAAUGAGCGUAUUGUAUUCCCGGACGAUAUCGAUCUCCUGACGCUGUCUUUCAAAGGUCUUACAGGAAACUUGUCUGGCCAAAACGCCUCUGCACUCGCCGUGAAUCUUCGCAAUCUGAACAUCCAGAGCCAUGUCAUGCUAAACGGUGCUCAGAGGUCACGAAAUGAGUUUCAUGAUGAGCAAAGUAUGGACCUCUUGUGGCUUUGUCGCGAGAUAUCCGACCUUUCCCAGUACCUCGAGAUUGGGGAAGGCAAUGCAGGGCCGGUGGAUCAUGGUAUCGUCGAAGUGCCAGAUGAUCAGAUCUGGCCAUGUUUCCAUUUUGCGAGAGAAGCGCAGAUGAUUACUCAAUCGCCGAGGGGUCGUGUCAAACGACUCAUCACAGAGAUAACGACCUUGAAGACAGGGCUGUCUUCUGGUAUAUAUGUCAAACAUGGCAUGUCCAGACUUGAUGUGAUGAAAAUUCUUAUUGCAGGCCCUGAAGGCACGCCAUAUGAGAACGGUCUUUUUGAGUUCGAUCUUUGGUGUACAGCCGAGUUCCCUUACAAACCUCCACAAAUGUUCUUUCGAGGUACACAAGGCGGCCAACUCAUAAUCAAUCCAAAUCUCCACAAGAAUGGAAAAGUGUGUCUAUCCCUGCUUGGUACUUGGCCAGGCGAAAAAUGGCGUCCAGGCGAAUCGACCAUCCUCCAGGUCCUAAUCAGUAUCCAAGCUAUGAUCUUUGUUGCUGAUCCCCUCGACAACGUCCCAGCGGAUCACUCAAAGGCAGGCGUCGAAAAUCUUUACAGUGUCAAAUUUAUUAGUGGCUUGACGACGAAAUGCCGCCAUAUGCCCGAGGAGGCCGAUCCAGUGGUCCUGGUAGUAUGA
Alternaria burnsii is the source of this 2337-nucleotide messenger RNA. RefSeq lists its product as uncharacterized. NCBI's taxonomy places the organism in Eukaryota, Fungi, Ascomycota, Dothideomycetes, Pleosporales, Pleosporaceae. The coding region runs from base 1 to 2337 and encodes 778 amino acids. The transcript is spliced from 7 exons. Gene Ontology annotation, molecular function: ubiquitin conjugating enzyme activity. The record is from RefSeq and is a predicted model, not a curated record.